Balaenoptera ricei (Rice's whale) is the source of this 14695-nucleotide messenger RNA. It is a transcript of the gene HSPG2, whose product is annotated as heparan sulfate proteoglycan 2. Gene Ontology annotation, molecular function: cell adhesion molecule binding; calcium ion binding. The record is from RefSeq and is a predicted model, not a curated record. NCBI's taxonomy places the organism in Eukaryota, Metazoa, Chordata, Mammalia, Artiodactyla, Balaenopteridae. The transcript is spliced from 102 exons. Gene Ontology annotation, cellular component: cell-cell junction. Bases 52 to 13644 code for a protein of 4530 amino acids. Gene Ontology annotation, biological process: cell-cell adhesion.
GGCGGCUGCGGGCGGGCGCCGAGCGAGCGAGUGAGCGGAGCGGGCCGGGCCAUGGGGCGGCAGGCGGCGGGCGCGCUGCUGCUGGCGCUGGUGCUGCACGGGCGGCUGCUCGCGGUAACCUGCGGGCUGAGGGCAUAUGAUGGCUUGUCCCUGCCCGAGGAUGCAGAGACAGUCACAGUGGGCCGUGCUGGCUGGAGCUAUUCAGACCUUUCUGAUGAUGAGGACUUCCUGGCUGAUGAGGCCUCCGGAGAUGGUGUGGGCAGCGGAGACCUGGGCAGUGGGGACUUCCAGAUGGUUUAUUUCCGAGCCCUGGUAAAUUUCACUCGCUCCAUCGACUACAGCCCUCAGCUGGAGGAUGCAGGCUCCGAGGAGUUCCGAGAGGUGUCCGAGGCUGUGGUAGACACGCUGGAGUCAGAGUACUUGAAGAUUCCUGGAGACCAGGUUGUCAGUGUGGUGUUCAUCAAGGAGCUGGACGGCUGGGUCUUUGUGGAGCUGGAUGUGGGCUCCGAAGGGAAUGCAGAUGGGGCUCAGAUUCAGGAGGUGCUACACACCGUCAUCUCCAGUGGCUCCAUCGCCUCCUACAUCACCUCUCCCCAGGGAUUCCAGUUCCGACGCCUGGGCACAGCACAGACACCCCCGCCCCCCCUGGCCGCUGUGGUGGCCGCAGUGACACCAGUGCCCCAGUUCCCAAGAGUCUGCACCGAGGCGGAGUUUGCCUGUCACCGCUACAAUGAGUGUGUGGCCCUGGAGUAUCGCUGUGACCGGAGGCCUGACUGCAGGGACAUGUCUGAUGAACUCGAUUGUGAGGAGCCGGUCCCCCAGCUCAGCUCACAGCCAGCACCUCUGGCGGAGACACCACCUGUACCGUCCCAGCCGGAGGCAGCCGUCACACAGCAGCUCCCAGCCACCCCUGCUCCCCAGGCUGUGUUCCCCAGUCCAGGCAGGCCUGUGCCCUGUGGGCCCCACGAGGCCACGUGCCGCAGUGGGCACUGCAUCCCCAAAGACUACGUGUGUGAUGGACAGGAGGACUGCAGGGACGGCAGUGACGAGCUGGACUGUGGCCCCACCCCACCCUGUGAACCCAACGAGUUCCCCUGUGGAAACGGGCACUGUGCCCUCAAGCUGUGGCGCUGUGAUGGCGACUUUGACUGUGAGGACCGCACCGAUGAAGCCGACUGCCCCGCCAAGCACCCCGAGGAUGUAUGCGGGCCCACGCAGUUCCGCUGUGUCUCCACAAGCACGUGCAUCCCGGCCAGCUUCCACUGUGACGAGGAGAGCGACUGUCCCGACCGCAGCGACGAGUUUGGCUGCAUGCCUCCCCAGGUGGUGACCCCUCCCCAAGAGUCGGUCCAGGCUUCCCGGGGCCAGACGGUGACCUUCACCUGUGUGGCCAUUGGCGUCCCCACCCCCAUCAUCAACUGGAGACUCAACUGGGGCCACAUCCCCUCUCAUCCCAGGGUGACAAUGACGAGUGAGGGAGGCCGUGGCACCCUGACCAUUCGUGAUGUGAAGGAGGCAGACCAGGGCGCCUACACCUGUGAGGCCAUGAACGCCCGAGGCAUGGUGUUCGGCAUUCCCGACGGUGUCCUGGAGCUCAUCCCGCAGCGAGGACCCUGCCCCGAUGGGCACUUCUACCUGGAGCACAGCGCCUCCUGCCUGCCCUGCUUCUGCUUUGGCAUCACCACCGUGUGCCAGAGCAGCCGCCGCUUCCGAGACCAGAUCCGGCUGCGCUUUGACCAGCCCAAUGACUUCAAGGGCGUGAAUGUGACGAUGCCCACGCAGCCCGGCAUGCCACCCCUCUCCUCCACCCAGCUGCAAAUCGACACCGCUCUGCAGGAGUUCCAGCUGGUCGACUUGUCCCGACGCUUCCUGGUCCAUGACUCUUUCUGGGCUCUGCCUGAGCAGUUCCUGGGCAACAAGGUGGACUCCUACGGUGGCUCCCUGCGCUACAAGGUGCGCUAUGAGCUGGCACGUGGCAUGCUGGAGCCAGUGCAGCGGCCAGACGUGGUCCUGGUGGGCGCCGGACAUCGCCUGCUCUCCCGAGGCCACACGCCCACCCAGCCCGGUUCUGUGAACCUGCGCCAGGUCCACUUCUCUGAGGAGCACUGGGUCCAUGAGUCUGGCCGGCCAGUGCAGCGAGCGGAGAUGCUGCAGGUGCUGCAGAGCCUGGAAGCUGUGCUCAUCCAGACAGUGUACAACGCCAAGAUGGCCAGCGUGGGGCUGAGUGACAUCUCCAUGGAUACAACUGUCACCUAUGCUACCAGCCAUGGCCGCGCCCACAGCGUAGAGGAGUGCAGAUGCCCCAUUGGCUAUUCCGGCUUGUCCUGUGAGAGCUGUGAUGCCCAUUUCACCCGGGUGCCUGGUGGGCCCUACCUGGGCACCUGCUCUGGCUGCAACUGCAAUGGCCAUGCCAGCUCUUGUGACCCUGUGUAUGGCCACUGCCUGAAUUGCCAGCACAACACAGAGGGACCACAGUGCAACAAAUGCAAGGCUGGCUUCUUUGGUGACGCCACCAAGGCCACGGCCACUGCCUGCCGGCCCUGCCCUUGCCCAUACAUCGACGCCUCCCGCAGGUUCUCAGAUACCUGCUUCCUGGACACGGAUGGCCAAGCCACGUGUGAUGCGUGUGCCCCAGGCUACACGGGCCGCCGCUGUGAGAGCUGUGCCCCCGGAUAUGAGGGCAACCCCAUCCAGCCCGGCGGGAAGUGCAGGCCCACCAACCAGCAGAUUGUGCGCUGUGACGAGCGAGGCAGCACGGGGACCUCUGGAGAGGCCUGCCUCUGCAAGAACAACGUGGUGGGGCGCCUGUGCAACGAGUGUGUCGCUGGCUCUUUCCACCUGAGCACCCGCAACCCUGACGGCUGCCUCAAGUGCUUCUGCAUGGGCGUCAGUCGCCAGUGCACCAGCUCCUCCUGGAGCCGCGCACAGGUGCUGGGGGCCUCUGAGGAGCCCACCUCGUUCAGCCUGACCAACGCCGCGGGCACCCACAACACCAGCGAGGGCAUCUCGUCGCCCAUGCCCGGGGAACUGGUCUUCUCCUCCUUCCACAGCCUCCCGUCUGGGCCCUACUUCUGGAGCCUCCCUUCACGCUUCCUGGGGGACAAGGUGACCUCCUAUGGCGGAGAGCUGCGCUUUACAGUGACCCAGCGGCCCCAGCCUGGCUCCGCGCCUCUGCACAGGCAGCCGCUGGUGGUACUGCAGGGCAAUAACAUUAUCUUGGAGCAUCACUCUUCCCAGGAGCCUAGCCCCGGCCAGCCCAGCACCUUCACCGUGCCCUUCCGAGAGCAAGCAUGGCAGCGGCCUGACGGGCAGCCGGCCACGCGGGAGCACCUGCUGAUGGCACUGGCGGACAUCGACACCCUCCUGAUCCAGGCAUCCUACACCCAGCGGCCAGCGGAGAGCAGGGUCUCUGGCAUCAGCAUGGAUGUGGCUGUGCCUGAGGACACCGGCCAGGACCCUGCACUGGAAGUGGAGCAGUGUACCUGCCCACCUGGGUACCGUGGCCCAUCCUGCCAGGACUGUGACACAGGCUAUACACGCAUGCCCAGCGGCCUCUACCUGGGCACCUGCGAACGUUGCAGCUGCCAUGGCCAUACAGAGGUCUGUGAGCCCGAAACAGGUGCCUGCCAGGGCUGCCAGCACCACACAGAGGGCCCCCAGUGUGAGCAGUGCCAGCCCGGAUAUUACGGGGAUGCCCAGCGUGGGACACCACAAGACUGCCAGCCAUGCCCCUGUCACGGAGCCCCUGCUGCUGGCCAAGCCACCCACACUUGCUUUCUGGACACAGAUGGCCACCCCACCUGUGAUGCGUGUUCCCCAGGCCACAGCGGGCGUCAUUGUGAGAGGUGUGCCCCAGGUUACCAUGGCAACCCCAGCCAAGGCCAGCCAUGUCGAAGAGACGGCCAGUUGCCAGAGCCAGUCGGCUGUGGCUGUGACCCCCAGGGCAGCAUCAGCGACCAGUGUGACUCUGCUGGACAAUGCCAGUGCAAGGCCCAGGUGGAAGGCCUCACCUGCAGCUAUUGCCGGCCCCACCACUUUCACCUGAACGCCAGCAACCCGGUUGGCUGCCUGCCCUGCUUCUGCAUGGGUAUCACCCAGCAGUGCACCAGCUCUUCCUACACGCGCCACCUGAUCUCCACCCACUUUGCCCCUGGGGACUUCCAAGGCUUCACCCUGGUGAACCCACAGCGGAACAGCCACCUGACAGGAGGCUUCACCGUGGAACCAGUGCCCGAGGGUGCCCAGCUUACUUUUGGCAACUUCGCCAACCUUGGCCACGAGUCCUUCUACUGGCAGCUGCCGGAGACAUACCAGGGAGACAAGAGGGAGGCAUAUUUUGCGCGGAUGCGCCAGGCUCACCAGGUGGAUGAGGCCCAGAGGCGGAUGGAUGCCGAGAUCUGGCAGCUCCUUUCCAGCUUUGCUGCCCACCCCCACCCCCCUCCCCAGGGGCUCUCGCCCCAUCCCCAGCCGGCAGCUGCUGUGCAAGCAGCUCUGCUCUCCCCCUCCUCCUCCUCCUCCUCCUCCUCUGCUUCUCUGUCUUCCUCAGCAGGCUCUCAGUUCUCUCUCUCCUACAAAGGCUUCUCUCUGCUUCCUGAAAGCCUCUAUUAUUGGCAGCUGCCCAAAGUCUUCCUGGGGAACAAGGUGGCAGCCUAUGGCGGAAAGCUGCGAUACACCCUCUCCUACACAGCGGGGUCCCAGGGCAGCCCGCUGUCUGACCCUGAUGUCCAGAUCACGGGCAACAACAUCAUGCUGGUGGCCUCCCAGCCAGCGCUGCAGGGCCCGGAGAGGAAGAGCUACGAGAUCAUUUUCCGAGAGGAAUUCUGGCGCCGGCCUGAUGGGCAGCCAGCCACCCGUGAGCACCUCCUGAUGGCACUGGCUGACCUGGACGAGCUCCUGGUCCGGGCCACGUUCUCCUCGAUGCCGCUAGCAGCCAGCAUCAGCGCGGUCAGCCUGGAGGUCGCCCAGCCCGGGCCCUCAGAGGGACCCCGGGCCCUUGAGGUGGAGGAAUGCCGCUGCCCCCCGGGCUAUGUCGGCUUGUCCUGCCAGGACUGUGCCCCAGGCUACACACGCACUGGGAGUGGACUCUACCUUGGCCACUGUGAGCUGUGCGAAUGCAAUGGCCACUCAGACCUGUGCCACCCGGAGACCGGGGCCUGCUCGCAAUGCCAGCACAGCGCCGCCGGGGAGUUCUGCGAGCUGUGUGCACCUGGCUACUAUGGAGACGCCACUGCUGGAACACCUGAGGACUGCCAGCCCUGUGCCUGCCCACUGACCAACCCAGAGAACAUGUUCUCCCGCACCUGUGAAAGCCUGGGAGCUGGUGGAUACCGCUGCACAGCCUGCGAACCUGGCUACACUGGCCAGUACUGUGAGCAGUGUGCCCCAGGAUACAUGGGUAACCCCAAUGUGCGAGGGGGCCAGUGCCUGCCACGGGCAGACCAAACCCCGCUGGUGGUCCAGGUCCAACCAACUCGGAGCAUAGUACCCCAAGGUGGUCCCCACUCCCUGCGGUGCCAGGUCAGUGGGAGCCCACCCCACUACUUUUACUGGUCUCGUGAAGAUGGGCGGCCCUUGCCCAGCAGCACCCAGCAGCGACAUCAAGGCUCCGAGCUCCACUUCCCCAGCGUCCAGCCUUCAGAUGCUGGAGUCUACAUUUGUACCUGUCGUAAUCUCCAUCAUGCCAACACCAGCCGGGCAGAGCUGCUGGUCACUGAGGCUCCCAGCAAGCCCAUCACGGUGACGGUGGAAGAGCAGCGGAGCCAGAGCGUGCGUCCCGGAACCGACGUCACCUUCAUCUGCACAGCCAAGAGCAAGUCUCCGGCUUACACCCUGGUGUGGACUCGCCUGCAUAAUGGGAAACUGCCAGCCCGAGCCAUGGAUUUCAACGGUAUCCUGACCAUUCGCAGUGUACAGCCGAGUGACGCGGGCACCUACGUGUGCACUGGCUCCAACAUGUUCGCCAUGGACCAGGGCACAGCCACGCUGCACGUGCAAGCCUCGGCCACCCCGUCUGCCCCCGUGGUCUCCAUCCACCCGCCGCAGCUCACAGUGCAGCCUGGGCAGCUGGCUGAGUUCCGCUGCAGUGCCACAGGGAACCCCACGCCCACCCUCGAGUGGACAGGGGGCCCCGGUGGCCAGCUCCCUCAGAAGGCCCAAAUCCAUGGUGGCAUCCUGCGCCUGCCAGCCGUCGAGCCCUCAGAUCAAGCCCAGUACCUGUGUCGCGCCCACAGCAGCGCCGGGCAGCACGUGGCCAGGGCCGUGCUCCACGUGCACGGGGGCAGCGGGCCUAGGGUCCAGGUGAGUCCAGAGAGGACCCAGGUACAUGAAGGCCGCAGCGUCAGGCUGUACUGCAGGGCUGCGGGUGUGCCCAGCGCCACCAUCACCUGGAGGAAGGAGGGGGGCAGCCUCCCCCCACAGGCCCGGGCUGAGCGCACAGACAUCGCCACGCUGCUCAUCCCAGCCAUCACCACCGCCGACGCCGGCUUCUACCUCUGCGUGGCCACCAGCCCCGCGGGCACCGCACAGGCCCGGAUCCAAGUGGUCGUCCUUCCAGCCUUAGGUGCCAGCACCCCGCCAGUGAGGAUUGAGUCCUCAUCACCUUCCGUGACUGAAGGGCAGACACUGGACCUCAACUGCAUGGUGACAGGGCUGGCCCACGCCCAGAUCACGUGGUACAAGCGAGGGGGCAGCCUGCCUCCCCACACCCAGGUGCAUGGCUCCCGGCUGCGGCUGCCCCACGUCUCCCCAGCUGAUUCUGGAGAAUACGUGUGCCGCGUGGAGAAUGAGUCAGGCCCCAAGGAGGCCUCCAUCAUCGUCUCUGUGCUCCACGGCAGCCAUUCGGGCCCUAGCUACACCCCAGCUCCUGGUGGAGCCCCAGCUCCAGGCAGUAGCCAGCCCAUCCGCAUCGAGUCGUCCUCCUCUCACGUGGCCGAAGGGCAGACGCUGGAUCUGAACUGUGUGGUGCCUGGGCAGGCCCACGCCCAGGUCACAUGGUACAAACGUGGAGGCAGCCUCCCCGCCCGGCACCAGACCCACGGCUCGCUGCUGCGGCUGAACCAGGUGUCCCCAGCAGACUCAGGCGAGUACGUGUGCCGCGUAGUCCUCGGCUCUGGGCCCCUCGAGACCUCCGUCCUAGUCACCAUCGAGGCCACCGGCACUGGCUCCAUCCCCGCCCCAGGACCCGUCCCGCCUGUCAGGAUCGAAUCCUCAUCCCCCACGGUGGCCGAGGGGCAGACCCUGGAUCUGAGCUGUGUGGUACCCGGGCAGGCCCAUGCCCCGGUCACGUGGUACAAACGUGGAGGCAGCCUCCCCGCCCGGCACCAGGUCCGCGGCUCCCGCCUGUACAUCUUCCAGGCGUCACCAGCUGACGCAGGCGAGUAUGUUUGCCGGGCCAGCAGUGGUGUGGAGGCCUCCAUCACAGUCACGGUAACCAGGACCCAGGGAGCCAACUUCGCCUACCCUCCUGGUGGCACCCAGCCCAUCCGCAUUGAACCCUCCUCCUCUCAUGUGGCCGAAGGGCAGACCCUGGAUCUGAACUGCAUGGUGCCCAGGCAGGCCCACGCCCAGGUCACAUGGCACAAGCGCGGGGGCAGCCUUCCCGCCCGGCACCAGACCCAUGGCUCACUGCUGAGACUCUACCAGGUGUCCCCAGCCGACUCAGGCGAGUAUGUGUGCCGCGUGGUAGGUGGCUCAGUGCCCCUGGAAGCCUCCGUCCUGGUCACCAUUGAGUCUGCAGACUCUGCGCCUGCGCUGGGGGUCACCCCUCCAGUCCGGAUCGAGUCGUCCUCCUCACACGUGGCUGAAGGGCAGACCUUGGAUCUGAACUGCCUGGUUUCUGGGCAGGCCCACGCCCAGGUCACAUGGCACAAGCGCGGGAGCAGCCUCCCUGCCCGGCACCAGGUGCAUGGCUCAAGGCUGCGGCUGCCCCAGGUGACUCCAGCUGACUCCGGGGAGUACGUGUGCCGUGUGGUCAGCAGCUCGGGCACCCAGGAAGCCUCCGUCCUCGUCACCAUCCAGCAGCGCCUCGGUCCCUCCCGCUCCCAGAGUGUGGUGUACCCCGUCCGCAUUGAGUCGUCCUCAGCCUCCCUGGCCCAUGGACAUACCCUGGACCUCAACUGCCUGGUGGCCAGUCAAGCCCCCCACACCAUCACCUGGUAUAAACGUGGAGGCAGCCUACCCAGCCGGCACCAGAUCGUGGGCUCCCGGCUGCGGAUCCCCCAGGUGACGCCCGCGGACUCGGGCGAGUACGUGUGUCAUGUCAGCAACGGUGCUGGCUCCCAGGAGACCUCACUCAUCGUCACCAUCCAGGGCAGCGGCUCCUCCCACACGCCCAGUGUCUCCCCACCAAUCAGGAUCGAGUCCUCGUCCCCCACGGUGGUUGAAGGGCAGACCUUGGAUCUGAACUGCGUGGUCGCCGGGCAGCCCCAGGCCACCAUCACGUGGUACAAGCGUGGGGGCAGCCUUCCCACUCGACACCAGGCCCACGGCUCCCGUCUGCGGCUGCACCAGAUGUCCGUGGCGGAUUCAGGCGAGUACGUGUGCCGGGCUAACAACAACAUCGAUGCCCAGGAGGCCUCCAUCGUGGUCUCAGUCUCCCCCAGCACCGGCAGCCCCUCUGUCCCUGGCGGGGCCACGCCCAUCAGAAUCGAGUCGUCAUCUUCACACGUGGCCGAAGGGCAGACCCUGGAUCUGAACUGCGUGGUCCCUGGACAGGCCCAUGCCCAGGUCACAUGGUACAAGCGCGGGGGCAGCCUCCCCACUCACCACCAGGCCCACGGCUCACGGCUGCGGCUGCACCAGGUGUCCCCGGCGGACUCGGGCGAGUACGUGUGCCGCGUGGUGAGCAGCUCUGGCCCCCUGGAGACCUCAGUCCUGGUCACCAUCGAGGCCUCUGGCUCUGACACUGUUCUCGUCCCUGCCCCGGGCGGAGCCCCACCCAUCCGCAUCGAGACCUCCUCCUCCCACGUGGCCGAAGGGCAGACCCUGGAUCUGAAAUGCGUGGUGCCUGGCCAGGCCCACGCCCAGGUCACAUGGCACAGGCGCGGGGGCAGCCUUCCCGCCCGGCACCAGGUCCACGGCCCCCUGCUGAGGCUGAACCAGGUGUCCCCUGCCGACUCUGGCGAGUACUCCUGUCGAGUGGCCAGCAGCUCGGGCACUCUGGAGGCUUCUGUCCUGGUCACAAUCGAGGCCUCCAGCCCAGGCCCCAUUCCUGCCCCAGGACUGGCCCAGCCCAUCUACAUCGAGGCCUCCUCCUCCCAUGUGGCCGAAGGACAAACCCUGGACCUGAACUGUGUGGUACCUGGGCAGGCACAUGCCCAGGUCACGUGGUAUAAGCGUGGGGGCAGCCUCCCCGCCCGGCACCAGACCCACGGCUCCCGGCUGCGGCUCCACCACCUCUCCCAGGCCGACUCCGGAGAAUAUGUGUGCCGUGUGGUUGGCAGCUCGGGCCCUGAGCACGAGGCCUCCUUCACGGUCACUGUCCCGCCCAGUGCAGGGUCCUCGUACCGCCUUAGGAGCCCUGUCAUCUCUAUCGACCCGCCCAGCAGCACCGUGCGGCAGGGCCAAGAUGCCAGCUUCAAGUGCCUCAUCCAUGAUGGGGCAGCCCCCAUCAGCCUUGAGUGGAAGACUCGGAACCAGGAGCUGGAGGACAAUGUCCACAUCAGCCCCAACGGCUCCAUCAUCACCAUCGUGGGCACCCGGCCCAGCAACCACGGUGCCUACCGCUGCGUGGCCUCCAAUGCCUAUGGUGUGGCCCAGAGUGUCGUGAACCUCAGCGUGCACGGGCCCCCGACAGUGUCUGUGCUCCCCGAGAGCCCUGUGCGGGUGAAAGUGGGAAAGGCCAUCGCCCUGGAGUGUGUCAGUGCUGGGGAGCCCCGCUCUUCUGCUCGCUGGACCCGGAUCGGUGCCCCCGCCAACCUGGAGCAGCGGGCACCUGGGCUCGUGGACAGCCACGCGGUGCUGCAGAUUUCGUCAGCUAAACCAUCAGAUGCAGGCGUCUACGUCUGCCUAGCUCAGAAUGCACUGGGCACAGCGCAGAAGCGAGUGGAAGUAAUUGUAGACACGGGCACUGUGGCCCCAGGGACCCCCCAGGUCCAGGUAGAAGAAGCCGAGCUGACUGUGGAAGCUGGACACACGGCCACCCUGCGCUGCUCAGCCACAGGCAGCCCCACGCCCACCAUCCACUGGUCCAAGCUGCGCUCCCCGCUGCCAUGGCAGCACCAGCUGGAAGGUGACGCGCUAAUCAUCCCACGGGUAGCCCAGCAGGACUCGGGCCAGUACCUCUGCAACGCCACUAGCCCUGCCGGGCACGCUGAGGCCACCAUCGCCCUGCAUGUAGAGAGCCCGCCGUAUGCCACCACAGUCCCGGAGCACGCCUCGGUGCAGGCAGGGGAGACGGUGCAGCUCCAGUGCCUGGCUCAUGGGACGCCCCCACUCACCUUCCAGUGGAGCCGUGUGGGCGGCAGCCUCCCUGGGAGGGCGACCACCAGGAAUGAGAUGCUGCUCCUUGAGCCUGUGGCCCCUGCGGACUCAGGCCGCUACCGCUGCCGGGUCACCAACAAGGUGGGCUCAGCUGAGGCCUUCGCCCAGGUGCUGGUCCGAGGCCCCUCCGGCUCUCUCCCCGCCACCCCCAUCCCAGCAGGAUCCGCGCCCACCGUUCAGGUCACGCCACAACUGGAGACCAAGAGCAUAGGGGCCAGCGUCGAGUUCCACUGUGUCGUGCCCAGUGACCCGGGCACUCAGCUCCGCUGGAUCAAAGAAGGGGGUCAGCUGCCUCCCGGCCACAGCAUGCAUGAUGGGGUGCUCCGAAUCCAGAACUUGGACCAGAGCUGCCAAGGGACGUAUGUUUGCCAGGCCCAUGGACCAUGGGGACAGGCCCAGGCCAGUGCCCAGCUUGUUGUCCAAGCUCUGCCCUCUGUGCUCAUCAACAUCCGGACCUCCGUGCAGACCGUGGUGGUCGGCCAUGCCGUGGAGUUCGAGUGCCUGGCCCUGGGUGACCCCAAGCCUCAGGUGACGUGGAGCAAAGUCGGAGGGCGCCUGCGGCCUGGCAUCGUGCAGAGCGGAGGCAUCGUCAGGAUCGCCCACGUGGAGCUGGCUGACGCAGGACAGUACCGCUGCACUGCCACCAACGCCGCAGGCACCACCCAGUCCCACGUGCUGCUGCUCGUGCAAGCCCUGCCCCAGAUCUCAACGCCCCCAGAGGUCCGUGUGCCCACUGGUUCUGCAGCUGUCUUCCCCUGCAUGGCCUCUGGCUACCCCACUCCUGACAUCACCUGGAGCAAGCUGGAUGGGAACCUGCCGCCCGACAGCCGCCUGGAGAACAACAUGCUGCUGCUGCCCUCGGUCCAGCCCCAGGACGCAGGCACCUAUGUCUGCACCGCCACCAACCGCCAGGGCAAGGUCAAAGCCUUUGCCCAUCUGCAGGUGCCAGAGCGGGUGGUGCCCUACUUCACGCAGACCCCCCACUCUUUCCUGCCGCUGCCCACCAUCAAGGAUGCCUACAGGAAGUUUGAGAUCAAGAUCACCUUCCGGCCCGACUCAGCCGAUGGCCUCCUUCUCUACUCGGGGCUGCUGCUGUACAACGGGCAGAAGCGGAUCCCAGGGAGCCCCACCAACCUGGCCAACAGGCAGCCCGACUUCAUCUCCUUCGGCCUUGUGGGCGGGAGGCCCGAGUUCCGGUUUGAUGCAGGCUCAGGCAUGGCCACCAUCCGUCACCCCGCACCGCUAGCACUGGGCCAGUUCCACACCGUGACCCUGCUGCGCAGCCUCACCCAGGGCUCCCUGGUCGUGGGCAGCCUGGCCCCGGUCAACGGCACCUCCCAGGGCAAGUUCCAGGGUCUGGACCUGAAUGAGGAGCUCUACCUGGGUGGCUACCCCGACUAUGGCGCCAUCCCCAAGGCAGGGCUGAGCAGCGGCUUCAUAGGCUGUGUCCGGGAGCUGCGCAUCCAGGGUGAGGAGAUCGUCUUCCACGACCUCAACCUUACAGCGCACGGCAUCUCCCACUGCCCCACCUGUCGGGACCGGCCCUGCCAGAACGGGGGCCAGUGCCAGGACUCGGAGAGCAGCAGCUAUGUGUGUGUGUGCCCGGCUGGCUUCACCGGGAGCCGCUGUGAGCACUCACAGGCCCUGCACUGCCACCCAGAGGCCUGUGGGCCCGACGCCACCUGUGUGAACCGGCCCGACGGCCGAGGCUACACCUGCCGCUGCCACCUGGGCCGCUCAGGGAUGAGGUGUGAGGAAGGUGUGACUGUGACCACCCCUUCCCUGUCGGGCGCGGGCUCCUACCUGGCGCUGCCUGCUCUCACCAACACGCACCACGAGCUACGCCUGGACGUUGAGUUUAAGCCGCUGGCACCUGACGGAGUCCUGCUGUUCAGCGGGGGGAAGAGCGGGCCUGUGGAGGAUUUCGUGUCCCUGGCGAUGGUUGGCGGCCACCUGGAGUUCCGCUACGAGUUGGGGUCAGGGCUGGCCAUUCUGCGGAGCUCCGAGCCCCUGGCCCUGGGCCGCUGGCAUCGCAUGUCCGCAGAGCGUCUCAACAAGGACGGCAGCCUGCGGGUGAACGGCGGGCGCCCUGUGCUGCGCUCCUCACCCGGCAAGAGCCAGGGCCUCAACCUGCACACCCUGCUCUACCUGGGUGGUGUGGAGCCGUCCAUGCAGCUGCCCCUGGCCACCAACGUGAGCGCUCACUUCCGCGGCUGCGUGGGCGAGGUGUCAGUGAAUGGAAAGCGGCUGGACCUCACCUACAGCUUCCUGGGCAGCCGGGGCGUCGGGCAGUGCUACGACAGCUCCCCGUGUGAGCGCCAGCCUUGCCGCAAUGGUGCCACGUGCAUGCCCGCCGGCGAAUACGAGUUCCAGUGCCUGUGUCGAGACGGCUUCAAAGGAGACCUCUGUGAGCACGAGGAGAACCCCUGCCAGCUCCGUGAGCCCUGUCUGCAUGGGGGUACCUGCCAGGGCACCCGCUGCCUCUGUCCCCCCGGCUUCUCUGGCCCUCGCUGCCAACAAGGCUCUGCACAUGGCAUAGCGGAGUCCGACUGGCAUCUUGAAGGCAGUGGGGGCAACGAUGCCCCCGGGCAGUACGGAGCCUACUUCUACGAUGACGGCUUCCUCGCCCUCCCUGGCCGCAUCCUCUCCAGGAGUCUCCCUGAGGUGCCCGAGACCAUCGAGCUGGAGGUUCAGACCAGCACGGCCAGCGGCCUCCUGCUCUGGCAGGGCGUGGAGGUGGGAGAGUCCAGCCGAGGCAAGGACUUCAUCAGUCUUGGGCUUCAGGAUGGGCACCUUGUCUUCAGCUACCAGCUGGGCAGCGGGGAGGCCCGCCUUGUCUCUGAGGACCCCAUCAACGAUGGCGAGUGGCAUCGGGUGGUGGCACUGCGAGAGGGCCGGAGAGGCUCCAUCCAGGUGGACGGAGAGGAGCUGGUCAGCGGCCAGUCCCCAGGCCCUAACGUGGCAGUCAACACCAAAGGCGGCAUCUACGUUGGUGGAGCCCCCAACGUGGCGGCGCUGACCGGGGGCAGGUUCUCCUCGGGCAUCACAGGCUGUAUCAAGAACCUGGUGCUGCACUCUGCCCGGCCUGGCACCCCACCUCCACAGCCACUGGACCUGCAGCACCGCGCCCAGGCGGGGGCCAACACGCGCCCCUGCCCCUCGUAGGCACUGCCUGCCCCACACGGACUCCCGGGCAGUGCCCCAGCCCCACAGCGUCGACUAUAUUAUUAUUAAUAUUAUUAUGAUGAAUAUUUUGUAAGAAACGGAGGCGAUGCCACGCUUUGCUGCUACUGCCCUGGGCUGGACUGGAGGGUGGGCACGCCACCCCACACACACAGACACACCUGGGCAAAGCCACAGGCUGCUGGGCAGGGCGGGUCGCGUGGGAGCAGGUGCCUCAAAGGCUCACCAGGACUUGGGGUCGGGCACGGUGGCUGAGCAGGCUCAGAACUGCCCCCACCAACAGAGCCCCCCAGGGUAGUGCUGGGCUGCCCGUUUCUUCAGCCCUUGGGCAGCCCUCAUUUCUACAGGAGCCAACCUCGGCUUCCGGCCUGGAGCCUCACCAGCUACCCGGAGCCGAGGGCAUCGCAGUGGCCUUCGCCACCCUCCUCCGGGUUGGGAAAGCUCUUUAGUGCUAACUGUGGUGCAAAAGGCAGCUCACCCCUGGGCAGGCAGCCCCCAGCCCUGCCAGCCCAUGUCCCAGCCCCCCUCCACCUCCGCCUAGCCAGCCAGGCCACCUGCCCCUGGCAGCCUCCCCCCUCCCACCAAGCCCUCCUGGCCUGCAUCCCUCCCACCCCACACCUAGCCCAGGGCCGCUGCCCUGAGGGGCUGCAAGAGAAAGCCCACCCCAACUCUUACCAGGAGCUGCUACAGGCAGAGCCCAGCACUGAGAGUGUCUCCCUGCCUGCGCCAGGCCACGUACCCCCACUGAUCUGGAAGUGAAGGCCCAGGGCACAUGGGGGGAGGAGAGCAUUGGUGGUCGGAAAGAGUUAAUGCCUUGGGUAGGGGAGCCGGGACUCAUGACUGGGAGGGACAGGAAGGGGGCAUGACAGCCCUGCCCCAUCUGUGGGAGCCCGAGGGCCCAACUGGGGGCAAGCGCCCUCCCCACCAGCAGCCCCCAGAUGUGGGUCCGGGGCGCCUGGCCUCUGUGUCCUAGAAGGGACCCUCCUGUGGUCUUUGUCUUGAUCUUUCUUAAUAAACGGUGCUAUCCCCGCCA